UGCGCGCCAAAAUACGGGUAUAAAAGAUCAUAUUUAUAUGAAAAAUUUAAUAAAUUAAUAUAUUAUAUUUAAUCAUAUAAAAUUAUUAAUUAAUUUAUUGAAAAAUGCCAUUAGUAAAAAAACCUAUGCGUUAUGCACAUCCAGAGGGGCAUACGGAUGUAUGUUAUUUUUCUGGUGAAAAAAGAGGACUUAUUACUUGUGGAUCUGAUGGAGAUGUUCGAUUUUGGUUGAAUCUAAUGGAUGAUGAUCCAAAUGCAAGCUGUGUCUCAGAACAAGCUAUAUCAGUCAUAUCAAAAAAUGGGAAAAUAUUUGUUGGCAAUGAUAAUAAUACAAUUCAAAUUCUUAAUUAUCCAGAUCUUGAAAAAGAUGGAAUAAUUACUAGAUUUUCAGCACCAGUUUCAGCAUUAGCAACAACAAAAAACAGUAACAUUAUAGUAUCGGGAGGAUGUGAUAUGAGAAUACAAGUAACUGAUAUUAAUACAUCAGAUAAUAUAGAAUUAAUAGGUCAUGAAGCUCCUAUAUUAGGUUUAUCUUUGGAUCCAAAAGAAGAAUUUAUAGCAUCAUCAAGCGCAGAUGGCUCAAUUCGAGUAUGGAAUAUUAAAGAAAAAUGUGUUGUAAAUAUUUGGACUAAUGUUAUACCGAAGUGUAACUCAUUUUUUACAGCUAAAAUAUAUGGUGUGCCCUCAUUUCAUCCAAAGAAUGGAAGUUAUCUUGCAUAUCCUAAUGUAAAAGAUGUAAUUAUAAUUGAAAGAUCUUCUUGGAAGGAAUUGUUUCGUUUAAAAUGUAUUAAUAUAAAAACUGAAAUUAAUAUAUGUAAAUUUUCUGAAUGUGGCACAUUAUUAGCAGCUAGUUCAAUAUAUGGAGAAAUAAUUGUUUGGAAUGUAGAAAAUAAAGAAUUAAUUGGUUAUAUUGAACAUCAACAAAAUGCUAAAAUUACUGCAUUAGCUUGGAAUAUUGAUAAAUCAGAUGAAAUUGCAUUUUGUGAUUCUUUAGGUCAAUUAGGAUGUAUUGAUAUUAUAAUUUCUGAUAAAACAACAAGUAAUGAAGUAUGUUUAGAAACAAAUGGAGAUGUCAAAGAUAGUAAUAUUAAUGUCUUAGAAGAAGAAGAAGAUGAUGAUGAUGGAGAAAAUGUUAUAUCUUUAAAUAAAAUUAAAGCAUUAGUGGAGCUUGAUGAUGAUCAAAAAAGUCAUUCUGAUGUAUUAUCUGAAAAAUCUAAACAUGAUACAAAUGCUUUUAUACCUGAAAUUCAUUUACAAUCACCAUUUCAACCUGGUUCAUCUCCAGUACAUUUAUUAUCUCGUUUUAUGGUAUGGAAUGACAUAGGAAUGGUAAGGUGUUUUACUUCUGAAGAUGGAGAAGAAUCUAGUAUUGAAGUAGAAUUUCAUGAUGUAACAAUUCAUCGUAGUAUGCAUAUUAAUAAUUAUUUAAGACAUACAAUGGCUGCUUUAUCAUCACAAGCAUUUGCAUUAAAUUGUCCAUUAAGUAAUGAUAUUCGUAGUAAACUUGUUGUAAUAGUAUUACAAGGUUGGGGUUCAGGAAAUAAAGAAUGGUUUUUAGAUCUACCUGAAGGUGAAGAAGGGCAUUGCAUUGCAGCUGGUGAUAAUUUUGUAGCUCUUUCAACAUCUAGAAGAUAUUUAAGAAUUUUUACUGUAGGCGGCACGCAACGUGAAAUUGUUGCUUUGCCAGGUCCUGUAGUAGCAAUGAAUGGAUUUAAAAAUAAUUUAGUACUUGCCUAUCAUAAUGGAAUAGGGAUAUCAGGGGAUCAAUGUAUGAAUUUACUAUUAAUUCAAAUUCAAAGAUUAAAUUUAUAUAGUAAGACACUAAGUCUUCCAUUAUCACCAUCAUCAGAAUUAAUGUGGUUAGGAAUUACCGAUCUUGGAUCUCCUGUAAUAAUGGAUGCUGAUGAUAUUAUUAAAGUAUAUAAUAAAAAAUCUUCUUUAUGGAAAGUAGCUAGUGAUAUGAAUGAACAGUCUAAAGGUAAAGCAGAUCAUUAUUUUAUAAUUGGAAUAAGUGAAUUACAAAGUAUCGCUCGCUGUGUUUUAUGCAAAGGAAGUCAUUAUCCUCCUACUACACCUCGUCCAGUAAUCACAGAAAUAUCUUUAUAUCUUCCACUUUGUGAACUUGAAAGUGAAAAAACGGAGAAAGAAUUGAACUUAUGGAAAUUAGGAACUAAUCCUUUAGAAGAGAAUGAAGCAGUGUUAUCUCUUAUUGCGCUUGCUUGUCGAAGUAAUUUGGAGUAUCGAGCAGUAGAAUUAUGUGAACAAAUUGCUUCGGAAAAAGUUCUAGAAUUAGCAAUAAAAUAUGCACGAAGAAUAAAUCGAAUAGCAUUAUCUAAUAAAUUGGAGUCAAUUGCUGAUAUAAAAGAAGAAGAAAAGGAGAAGAAUAUAGAAAAUAGAGAUAACGAUAAUGAAAAUAUUAAUAAAAGUGAUGAUGAAUCACUGAUAGAUAAUGAUGUUGAAGAACUUUCAUUAAAUAUUAUAAAAAAACCAGAUAUAGAAAUUAAACCAUUAUCUAUGACUGAAGCAUUAUCAAUAAAAAGAAAUAAUCCUUUUUUAAAAAGCGGAAAUUCUCCAGGAACAAAAGGAUUAGCUGGUUUAGAUAUAGCUCCACAAAAGAUACAAAAGUUAACUUUAUCAUCAAUUUCUUCGAAGUUGAAGACAAAAGAAAUAAAAGAUGUAGUAAAAAAAGAAACAUUCAUUAGUUGGUAUGCUAAAAACAAAAAAAAUUUACAGGAAGAAUUUCCUGAUUUAAGCCCUGCAGAUUUAACAAAAUAUGCGUUAGCAAAAUACAAAGAAAAAAAUGAAAGUUCACAAAAUAAUAAUAUUUUGACAUCUUUAGAAUCAAAAAAAAGAAAAUUAAGUCCCGAAAAUGAAGAAAGCAAUAAAUCAAAACGAACUUCAAGUAAAAUACUUAGCUCAUUUGCAUUUGAAAAAUAAAUAUUUAUUUAUAUUUUAAAAAUACAAUAAAGCUUUGAUAGCAAAGAAUUUUAAGGAAAUUUGUUCAAUACAUGAUAGGAAUGAGUGAUAAAUUUUUUAUUUCAUGUAAUUGAUUAUUUUACUGUUUUGUAAUUUAUUUAAUUAAUAUUUUUUAAUAAUUUAUAUUAUAAUUAUUUUUUAUUAUUAUAUUAAUAAAAAUUAAAAUAUUC
Molecule: messenger RNA, 3145 nt
Organism: Apis laboriosa (Himalayan honeybee)
Lineage: Eukaryota; Metazoa; Arthropoda; Insecta; Hymenoptera; Apidae
Gene: Ctf4
Product: WD repeat and HMG-box DNA-binding protein 1
Exons: 13
Coding region: 105-2936 (943 amino acids)
Biological process (GO): DNA-templated DNA replication; DNA repair; mitotic cell cycle
Cellular component (GO): nuclear replication fork
Molecular function (GO): protein binding; chromatin binding
Source: RefSeq, a predicted model, not a curated record